This is a messenger RNA of Ostrea edulis (European flat oyster), 3908 nucleotides long. RefSeq names its product exonuclease mut-7 homolog. Gene Ontology annotation, molecular function: 3'-5' exonuclease activity; nucleic acid binding. Gene Ontology annotation, biological process: nucleobase-containing compound metabolic process. The coding region runs from base 451 to 3093 and encodes 880 amino acids. The transcript is spliced from 20 exons. NCBI's taxonomy places the organism in Eukaryota, Metazoa, Mollusca, Bivalvia, Ostreida, Ostreidae. The record is from RefSeq and is a predicted model, not a curated record.
AAAAUAGUUAGAAAAAUUGGUAUUUGAACCAUAGAUAUGCAAUCUGGGCCUGUCCAAAACUUCAUUAAGACUGCUGCUAUACCACCUUGACUAUCCAUUCCAUGAAAAGUUUCUGAAUUUCAAGCUAUCUAAAGUCACUCGUCGUGGACAUAGAAAUUUUCUUGAUAAUACUACAAAAGUUAUACACAAGAAAUGUUGUACAGGAACAUUCAAAGCGCAACUUCCGAGAUAUCAGCUCUUCUGUGAUGGAGGUACAUUCAGUAUUCUGUUGAAUGCCCAGUUAAACCUUUCCUUCCAAGAGAUAGCUCCAGCACAUUUUCACAACCACGUAGAUAUUUCCACACUGCGUCCACAUGCUUCACAAACAGGUCAAAUGAAGUAGGGUGUGGAGGUAAGCGAAAUACUUCAGGAAUAAACACCAUCCGCUCGAAUUCGAAGACGUUUAACACCAUGUCUUCAGAGGGAGCACACUUCAAUGCAGAGGAGUUUAAGAACGCCAAUCCCAAUGUGUCUGUGGAUUGGGCAAUUUCUGCCAUGAGAGGUGGUGAUGAAAGAAAGCGACAGCAGAUGAAAGCCCAGUCUGAAUACCUAAAUGAGAUGUGGGCAGAGAGGAAGGAUAAGUCUUUAGUGUAUAAACAGUUUCGAGACUUCUUGACAGGAAGUGAUAAUCCCUACGUGCUGGUUGUGUUUCUUUUGAACGACUCGCCUGAUCUUCAUGUUCACAAGAUGUCAACAUUUUCAUAUGGAGUUUGUAAAGAAUUUGAGGGUUGGUUGUCAUCUUCUCAGUGCAACAUCAGAAAUAAGAGCCAGAUUUUGACUCCAGAAGUAAAAUUGGACGCUGUGAGAGUUUCUACAAGGUACCACACUGUGUUGUUUCAACUGGUUCUGAAAACGUUUGAGCUGAAAUAUCAAGGCAAUGGUUAUAUGUUGCCAGAAGUAAAGAAGUUUUUAGAAAAGCAAAAAUAUAAUGAGUCGGCUAUAUUGGCCGGUAAUCUGGGUCUUCAGGAUCAUUUUAGGAUUGAAGAGAUAGCUGUUCCUCUGAUUCUUCAGAAUAAGAUAAACCUUCUGGAAAUCUACCUCAGAGGAAAUCCUGGACAACAAACACUCCUUAUUCAAUUCCUGGAUAAGAUGUGUGACAAAAGCUUUAACAUUAAUAAUUUUGUCAGUGCUAUGGAAGUUCCUGAUGUUAAGAUGAGUCAUCUACAGAAAAAAUCAAUCAGCAAGCUUGCUACGAGACUGGCCAAACUGUACGAGACCCCAAACGAUCUCAUUCCCAAUAUUGUAUUAGCCAGGGGUCAUGGAGCAUUGAAGUAUCUCUUAUAUAAAAGAUACAUAGAGAAUGGCAUGACUGCCGGGAGUUGGGAGGAUAUGGUACAGAAUGCAGUGGGAGAUAAUGAAUUCCUUAAGCUGGAGCUAGUGGAACAGCUGAUGAGUUAUAAUGAGGUCAAGGCAGCUGCUAAGUGGGCCAACUUUUACAGCCUUCCAGAUGAGAAACUCUCGGGUCCAAUCCAGCAGGAGAGGAAACGAAUGACUGAGGGGGAGAUGACCCCACAGCCUGCUUCAGAGGAGAAUUGGGAGGAUGAACUUCUACAAGUGGAUGACAUGGAGGCUCACUAUUAUAAACUCAAACUAGACUCCUCCAAGAUACAGUUUGUGGACACCAAAGAAAAAUACCACGAGCUUAUCUCUCUUCUGUCCAAGCCUGGCUUGACGGUUGGAGUGGACUCCGAGUGGAAACCUUCUUUUGGAAAUUCCAUUCAGAGAAUAGCCGUAAUUCAGUUAGCAAUUGUGAAUCAGAUAUACCUGUUGGAUAUGAUUGCUCUGGAUGCAGUUCUACAAGAAAACGACUGGAUAUUGCUCGCCACUGCUCUGUUCUGUAAUGAAGAAGUUUUAAAACUAGGAUAUGGAUUUGAUUCCGAUGUAAAGAUGAUGGUAAAGACACACCCCUUCUUGAGGGAACAUCUUAUGAAUAUGAAAAGGACAGUGGAUUUAGAAAAGCUUGCUGCAAAGGUGAUAGACAAAGUCGUCAAUUUGAUGCCAGACACAGGCGAUGACUCGGAUGAUGAAGGCUUAGAGGAUAAAGACAGCGGAAUCAUGGUUAAAUUUCAGGCAGUAGAACAAAGAGGACUGAGUGAGUUAGUGCGCCAGUGUUUAGGGAAGCCUCUAAAUAAAGGAGAACAGAUGUCUGACUGGGAGAGACGUCCACUACGUCAAACACAGAUCCUGUAUGCAGCACUAGAUGCUUUUGUCCUUCUGGAGGUUUAUGAACGUUUGGUGGAAACUGCCCGGAGGGAAAAGAUGAACAUUGAUUUAGAGCCAUCAGUCAGUGUGAAAUGGAAUAAAGAAAGCAAACUGGAGAGACUGAGAGCCAAAGCAAAGGGUCCACACUUACCCAAAUCAGCAAAGUUACCAACACCUGAGAAUGCUGUAUACCUGGGGAUGGAGAUGGAGCCGGGUCAGCUGAGGGUGGUGGUGGACUCCAUGCUGCAGGGGCUUGGGCGACAGCUUAGAAACUGUGGUGUAGACGUCCACAUACUAAAUAACAAUAAUGACCACAAUGAAAUAAUUCAGGUGGCGAAACAAGAGAAUAGAAUCGUAUUGUCAUCUGGGACUCCAUAUCACAUGAUAUGCUCUAGAAUAGGAGCAGAAAAGUGUUUCCAUGUUAAGAACUCGCUAACAGCAAAGGAACAGGUAGUGGACGUUCUGAAGCAUUUCAAAGUGCGGGUCAGAAAACAGGACAUCCUGAGCAGAUGUAAAGUUUGUAACAGCGACUUCUUUCAAAAAAUCCCCAACAGAGAUGUCAUGAUAUUAUCAGAAAUUGCAAGCAAGAUGAAGGAGGGGAAAACAAGGGACAGAACUCCAUCUCACGAUCAAUGGCAGGCGUAUAUGUCAGCUACACAUGGGAUUGACAGUAGGAGUGUGUCAUUUAUGAAGACAGGGAUAGACAUUAUGAUUGACACUGUUCCCUGCAAAAUAUUUGACAAAGUGGAUUUCUUCUACAUUUGUGUCAAGUGUGGGAAAAUUUUCUGGGAGGGUCCCCAUAUGAGUUCAGCAUGUGAACAGUUCGCCCAUGUUCUGAACCUCCAGUCUUGAGAUAACUGCUGUAUAUAUUUUGGGUGGGUCUCUACAGGAGUUCAAGAUGUGAACAGUUAGGUCUGACAUGUUCUGAACCUCCAAUACUGAGAGAGGUAAUGUAUAUAUUCCAUAAGCCAUGUUACAUUUGCAUAUACAUGCAGGCUGUCCAGCGACCUUAAAAUUCCUAAAAAUACCUAUUUUUUUUUCAGUUUUGCUAAAAUUCCUAAAAAAAUGUAAAAUUCAAGGGGAAAUCCUAAAAAAGCCCUUAUUUUUCAUGUCAAUUCCUACUUUUUUAUCAGUCUUGAAAAAUCAAAAUGCAUUCAUACAAAAUGUGUGUUAUUAACGUAGAUUGCAGUUCUUAUUCAGAUAAUGCUGAUGCAGUGAAAGGCAGCUGACCUGUGGAUCCAUGUGUCAAGCUUGUUUAUUGGUUGUGACUUUGUGAUAAAGAGUUGAGAUUUUAGGUUAUAGCCAAUAAUAGCUGAGACCAUGGAACACUGGAAUACGCCCUUCCUGUACUUACAUCUUAUUUGUGUGUCAUGUGAGUUUCUUUAUUGUCAAAUUUGACAAGGUAAGUCCUUUUAAAUAAUUAAAACUUCUGCAAUUUGGUUAAAAAUUCCUAAUUUUAGCCCUAAUUUUUUAAAAUUUUACCCCUAAAAUUUGCCCUUGUUUUUUGUCCAAGGGUGCUGGACAGCCUGUACAUGUUAUAUUAAACAUUUUCGAAAAAGUCUGAUAGGUUUGUAAAAAUUCAAAAAUUCACUGCUUGUCAUCAAAAGAUUGAAAUACAUGUAUUGUUACUAGCAAAAGAAUAAAAUAUUGUUACACAUAUUAUAAAA